AUGGCAUAUCUUCAUCUUGCGCAUACGUUGGCAGAUGCUUUCAACGCCCUUGCUGAUGAAGUUCAGACCUUGACAGAUCGGAAGACUGUCUUGGAGCACAAGUUACGCUUUGCUCAUGAACAGUUCCAAUAUCUGGCUGACAAAUAUGCUCCGGCCGCGCCUGAAAUAGCCGAUACCCUGGCUAAGCUCCAGAUACCUCCAAAUACACCUCUUGAUAAUUCAUUGCCUGUUCCUCUACCUCUGCCAAGCUCGUACAGCUCCGGCUCCCAACAUCAGCUUGCCCUCGUCAUCCGUGACGGACGUCGAGUAGCUAAUCAGCUUGCCUCGCUAGGCGAAGCGAGUAAAACCACUGCCUCUAGCCGCGAGACUGAGUCGCAACCUUCCCACGUAGCCACCUCCAUGUCGACCGCGCUAGAACAAGACUUCACGGUCCAAGGAAAGAAGGGCCAUCUUCAAUGCCCGUUCUCCAAGCCCGCCACGGCCAGCGGCUCUGGGGCCCCCGAUGAUGAUGCGCAGGACACCACUCCGCACCACUCGGCGGACCCCAUCUGCGCAGCCAUGUACGAAGAAUCUACAUCUCAGCAAGCUCGCACAAAUGUCUCAUCGGCCAUCAAGUGUCCCAUUCGCUACAUGGAUAAGCACUCUCCAGAGGAGAUCGCACACUAUGUCGAGACGCAUAAGCAUGAACUCCCUCGCAGCCAUGAAGUUUGCCUCCGCCGGUACCAGCGUGACGAAGAUCAGAAGAAGAUAGAUUCUAAAUAUGGCGAUAUCGUGAGCAUGAUUGAGGGCUUGGGCCAGUUGCAUGCACCCAUGCUACCUGAAGCGGAGGACGAUCCGAAUCGACCAAGUGAUGUCGCCCAGCCUUCUAACGAGAGGGUUGAGAACUGGGCACAGGCUGUUAGCGUAAACUCGGAUCCCGACCACACUCAGGUGCCAACUCAGGAGGAUGGGGACCGGCAAAGCCACUUCGACCGACCGCUCAAGGAAGUACGAGUAGGAGAGUCCCCUAGUAGACCGUGGGGAAUAUCGAUUCCAGUCUUUGAGCUUUCAGGCCAAGACGAUGACCAGCAGCCUCUAUCACCACCACCGGCGCCAGUUUGUAUGCCAGUCUCAGCUCAAACCACACCUAGCGCCCAAGAAUCCACCAAAAAGACACCUGGCAAAUGUCCGUUCGACCAUACAAAGUUGGCAGCUAUGGGCAUAUCUAUGCCCUCGAACCAUGAUGCAUCAUCGGUACACAUCUCACACCAAGGACAAGAACAUCCCGGAUCCCUCUCGCCCACCAAGGACGACGGUGGCCCUCCUCCACCACCUCCCCAUCAACAUACAGCACCACCUCAACCUGCUUUUAUUAACCCUGAUAUGAUCAAGGGGACAAACAACGGACCGCAGAUGAUUUUCACGGGGCCUGUAUUCAUUGGCUAUCCAAUGGAACAGGCGAUGCAGUUCAUGAACCAAUACAGAGGAAAUCAAUGA
Molecule: messenger RNA, 1476 nt
Organism: Fusarium poae
Lineage: Eukaryota; Fungi; Ascomycota; Sordariomycetes; Hypocreales; Nectriaceae
Exons: 2
Coding region: 1-1476 (491 amino acids)
Source: RefSeq, a predicted model, not a curated record